This is a messenger RNA of Neocloeon triangulifer, 824 nucleotides long. RefSeq names its product large ribosomal subunit protein mL43 (gene mRpL43). Gene Ontology annotation, molecular function: structural constituent of ribosome. The coding region runs from base 129 to 695 and encodes 188 amino acids. Gene Ontology annotation, biological process: mitochondrial translation. The transcript has 3 exons. The record is from RefSeq and is a predicted model, not a curated record. Gene Ontology annotation, cellular component: mitochondrial large ribosomal subunit. NCBI's taxonomy places the organism in Eukaryota, Metazoa, Arthropoda, Insecta, Ephemeroptera, Baetidae.
CGCCACUAGCGCCACGAAAUCUCCUGGCACGAAAUUAUUUUUGUUUUGAUUUGCGAUUUUGGGAAAUUUUGGUGAAAACCAGUCGAGCUUUACAGUCGAAGACUUGCGACAUUAGUUUUUUUAAUAUAAUGUCGAAUACUCAUUUAUUUUUGAUCCCAGCAAUCGUAAGCGCGCCUUUGAAAAACGGAGUUGGUCGAUAUGUUGGCCAGCUGCAGAGGGUCACACUAAAGUUCUGCAAAAACAGAGGAGACAGCAGAGGCGUUAGGGAUUUUAUUGAAAGAUAUUUGGUUGACUACGCGAAGAACAACCCUGGAGUGGUGGUUUAUGUCAAGCCAAGAAGACACCGGCCCCCGGUUUUGGUCUCCGAGUUUCUGAAUGGGGAGAGGCACGAGCUGAACUGCCGGGACUUUGAUGGUUUCCAAGUGGGCCAGUUUCUCAACUUGUAUACAAAAAUUUGUGGCCGGCAGGAAUCUCGUCUGACGAACAGCCUGUACACAAGCCAUCCUUCCAUUCAGGGUCCGUGGACACCUUGGACCAACAGAGACCCUGAGAUGGCCGUUGCAGACCUUAUGAAUGAUAAAAAGUGGAGGGAAAAGGCCAACUUGACUCCGACGGCCACCGAUCUUGUCCUGGAAAUGUUCAAGCAGCAGCAAAUGGAUAGCCAGCACCAACUUGAAGAAAAGGAGGCCCAGUAAUAGUUCAGCCUGUUUCAUAUUUAGUUAGUCAGAUAGACAAAGGUUUAUCACAAGUGAUUUCUCAAAUGUAUUGUUACAUAAAGACUUUUUAAUUGUGGAUAAUAAAAUGAAAUAUCCUGAAAGAAAAUA